Phragmites australis (common reed) is the source of this 894-nucleotide messenger RNA. RefSeq names its product ubiquitin-conjugating enzyme E2 11-like. Gene Ontology annotation, molecular function: ubiquitin conjugating enzyme activity. The transcript is spliced from 5 exons. Gene Ontology annotation, biological process: protein polyubiquitination. NCBI's taxonomy places the organism in Eukaryota, Viridiplantae, Streptophyta, Magnoliopsida, Poales, Poaceae. The record is from RefSeq and is a predicted model, not a curated record. Bases 158 to 604 code for a protein of 148 amino acids. Gene Ontology annotation, cellular component: nucleus.
CGCACCACAAGCGAGGGACCCGGGGCGGAAGAAGAAAAAAACAGGUCCCUCUCGUCUCUCGUCUCUCGCUGCAGAAGGUGGGAACCUCCCCCUUCAUCGAUUUUCCGCGUGGAUUUUUCCGGCCUCCGCUCCGAUCAGAUCGGCGCGGGAGCUCAUUAUGGCAUCAAAACGUAUCCUUAAGGAACUCAAGGACCUGCAGAAAGAUCCCCCCACAUCAUGCAGUGCAGGUCCUGCUGGUGAGGACAUGUUUCAUUGGCAAGCAACUAUUAUGGGACCGCCUGACAGUCCCUAUGCUGGUGGUGUUUUCUUAGUGAACAUCCAUUUCCCACCAGACUACCCCUUCAAACCUCCGAAGGUGUCCUUCAAGACAAAGGUCUUCCAUCCUAAUAUCAAUAGCAAUGGAAGCAUAUGCCUUGAUAUUCUUAAAGAACAGUGGAGCCCUGCUUUGACAAUCUCUAAGGUCUUGCUCUCCAUCUGUUCCCUGCUGACUGAUCCCAACCCGGACGAUCCUCUUGUCCCUGAGAUUGCCCAUAUGUACAAGUCUGACCGGCCAAAGUACGAAUCGACAGCCCGCAGCUGGACACAGAAGUAUGCCAUGGGCUGACGAAUACUUCUGCAGCUUGAACACCGACGACUCGUGUCGUCUCAAGAAAUUGUUUAUGGGCCAUUGUUUCCUUUGAUUUGUUGCCGGUUGUGUAUCCCAGAUCCAUCUAGGAUCAUAUUGUAGUCGGUGUCGGCCUAUCGUCAUUGCCAUCGUUAGUGAGAUGGUCGGACAUGCAUGCCUACUGAUCAACUAUGCUUGUUGGGGACCUUCCUUAGGGUCGCUGGUAUUACUUCACUGCUAAACUGCUGUCACUGCUAAAUGUUCGUCAAAAACACGUUUAUUUCGUUGCC